Molecule: messenger RNA, 1656 nt
Organism: Fonsecaea nubica
Lineage: Eukaryota; Fungi; Ascomycota; Eurotiomycetes; Chaetothyriales; Herpotrichiellaceae
Exons: 1
Coding region: 1-1656 (551 amino acids)
Biological process (GO): positive regulation of transcription by RNA polymerase II
Cellular component (GO): nucleus
Molecular function (GO): DNA-binding transcription factor activity; transcription cis-regulatory region binding
Source: RefSeq, a predicted model, not a curated record
AUGACGGAGAAACUCAAAUUGCAGGUCAAGCGACGCGCCGGUGCCCGGGGAGCGAGGCAAACAGUGCCAGAGUCCACAAAUGAGAUGGGAGGCCGGAACUUCAUCAUAGAGUCAGGACAGGCGACUUUGCAGGACCCUUCACGGCUAGGUCGCGAGAUCCAGGCUUACACGAAACACAGCAGUGUUACUACAACCUCCGCAGCCUCAGAGGCAUAUGUGGCACAGUGGAUAACAUCCGUCCUUGGAUUUCUGGACGACUACGAGCAAGUCGACGACCAAAUCCCCAUGUUGGCACGGGGUCGGGACUUCGAUGUCGACUUCCUCACAAAGUAUUUGGAUUAUGUGUUUCCCCUCUUGUUCCCGUUCUACCAGCCCGGCCUUCACGAAACGGGCCGUAGUUGGGUGCUGGCGCUUUUGAGGCGCAACAAAGUUGCAUUCCAUUCCGCGAUGAGCUUAAGUAUCUACUUCUUCAUUUUCACGUUGAUUGAUACAUACCCAGAGCAACAUGGUGCCUGCAAGAGUCAGCUCUGGAAAGAAGUAGGGAGGCAAACGGACAGGUGCUUUGAAAUGAUCCAGCAUGACAUACGUGACCUCCGACUUCGUGGCCCACAAGUAAUGCUCAUUGACAAGGCGCGGGUGAUGGAGAGCAUUAUUCAGUUCCUGAUAUUCGAGGUGGCACUGAGUAGGUCCGCGAACUGGAACCUACAUCUUACACCAGCCCUCGCACUGUUUGAGGAGAUCUGGGAGAGCACCGCCGCAACGGCGUCUGAACCCAAAUUGCUUGCCGCUCUAGAAACAAUGGCUGUACCUCUCCAGUUUGGCCUCGACCCUGAUGGGGGCUACAUCUGGAGUCCGGAACAGGCUGGGUUCCGGUUCUUCAGUGGCCUGUUGGUCUUCAUCGACAUUAUUGCCAGUACAGCCCUGGAACAGCCGCCUCGGUUGCUCGACUGGCAUCCAUUUCUUCUUGACGUUCAAGACAAUGGCGAGACAGAUUUUGGCAAGGUUCUAAUACGACUGUCGAAUCUGAUGGGCUGUCAGAACUGGGUACUGCUUGCAGUCAGCCAGAUAACUGUUCUGAAUGUCUGGAAACAGAAUAUGAAAAAGGUUGCAAGGCUGUCGAUGAUAGAGCUUGUUGAUCGGGCGAGCCAGAUAUCUCGUUCUUUGAAUGAUGGGAUUUCAAGCCUCGACGAGCAAGCUUCAGGCUGUAGGAAAGCCAAUUCUCUCAACUUUCGAUCUUACUUGAACCCUGGUCUUUCUGCGUUGGGGAGGACUUCUACGACAACUACACGCAUCUGGGCGUACGCUGCCCACCUAUAUCUAGCAGUCGUUGUUUCUGGCUGGCAGCCGUCUACCACAGAAAUCCGCGUCGGCGUGGCUGGCAUUCUCGCACUACUACAAUCAAUCGACUCUCCCGAUCAUCUUCGAACUCUUGCUUGGCCACUCUGUGUUGCAGGCUGUUUAUGCGAGGGGCCGGGUCAACAAGAGCAAUUUCGACAAUGUUUGACAAGGGUGGAUAAAUUCACCUUGGUUGGUGGAUUGGGCGAGGCUCGAAAAAUCAUGGAAAGGGUAUGGGAGAGCCGAGAGACACUAGAUGGACAGGAAUGGGAUCUUGCAGCCUGUCUCCGCGUUCUGGGCACACCUGCGUUGCUGGUGUAA